CGACGUGACAUUACAGUUCGAGUGUCUUGUCAAAACGUUUAAAUAUACAUUAUAUAUAUUCUACAGUCAAAACGAAAAUACGUAAUAAAUUUGGAUUUGUUUUAUAGAAUUGUACUAUACAAACAAUAUAAGAAGAGUCGUACGGAUUUAUAUUAAUAUUUAUUCAUUGCAAUCGCAGUUGUAAAUUAUAAAUCAUUUAACCUAUCUUAGUGCUCGUGCUAAGAAGCCGGUUUCAGUACGUCAAAUUGGAUGAAAUGAGUUCGUAUAGUGUGAUUACGUCCGACUUCGUGAAUUUAUCAAUUACGAACUCUGGUCAACAGUCAUGUUGUGUCGAACGUCGAUUUCAAAAGGGCAUAACUAUCGACGAGUUCAAAGGAAAAUUGGAGCUUCUCACGGGAGGCAAUCCAACUACAAUGUCUGUUGAAGUCUAUGAUAAGAAUGAUAAACUUAUUUGCAAAUUGGAAGAAGGACAACGUCUUCUGGGAUCAUAUCCAGUCGAUGAUGGCAUGAGGAUACAUGUUAUUGAUAAUUUUUCAAGUACUGCAGAAGAUUUAGAUCGUGUAAAAAAGUUUGAAAUAUCUGAGGAGGAAUAUGCUAAAAAGACAGAUACUGUGAAAGCGUUCCUAGAGAAGAACAAAUUAGGGAAAUACAAUGAAGAGGAUAUGAAAAGAAAAGCAGAAGAGAAAAAACAUGAGGAGGAGGCGGAAGAACAUUUAGCCAGUCUAUGUAAAGUUGGGGAUCGCUGUGAAGUAUCUGUCCCAAAUCAACCAAAACGAAGAGCCACCAUUUUAUAUGUUGGUAAAACUGAAUUUAAAGAAGGCUGGUGGAUUGGUGUUAAAUAUGAUGAACCCCUUGGCAAGAAUGAUGGAAGUGUUGGUGGAAAAAAAUAUUUCGAAUGCGCACCGAAGUAUGGUGGUUUUGUGAAGCCAAUGCACAUAAAAGUUGGAGAUUUUCCUGAAGAAGACUUCGAUUUGAAUGAAGAACUGUAAAACACAAUUGACUUAAUGGACAUUCUCUGUUUUAUUAUAAUUUUGUAGUAUAUACAAAGUUAUUUAAUAUAAAAUAGGUAUUCAAUGCAGUUCAGUUCAUUUUUUACAUUAAAUGUGUACUCAUCAAGUAUUAAUAUAUCGGUAUCAUCUAGUAUUA
Molecule: messenger RNA, 1146 nt
Organism: Harpegnathos saltator (Jerdon's jumping ant)
Lineage: Eukaryota; Metazoa; Arthropoda; Insecta; Hymenoptera; Formicidae
Gene: TBCB
Product: tubulin-binding cofactor B
Exons: 6
Coding region: 255-989 (244 amino acids)
Biological process (GO): cytoplasmic microtubule organization; post-chaperonin tubulin folding pathway; tubulin complex assembly
Cellular component (GO): cell cortex; microtubule plus-end; nucleus
Molecular function (GO): alpha-tubulin binding; microtubule plus-end binding
Source: RefSeq, a predicted model, not a curated record